GCAGAGCGACGUCUCUGCACACAUGUGGUAGGGUUACCUGGCAAGAGCCUUCAGACCGACGACGUUUCGUAGCCUGCACGUAGAGCCGUCUCAUGACCAUCGUCAUCUGGUGCCAUUAUGGACGGUGGGACAACUGAUGAAGGCGGUGGGAUAAUGCAACAAGCACAUCAUGUGCCACAGCAGAUUCCUUUCAUGGGUAUUGCUGCAAACAUGGGUAUGAGUAAUAUUGUGUCGCCGCCUCCACAUAUGGGGAGCGUAGGAGGGCUUGAGGACAGUGCAACCAUGGCACAUGUCAUAAGGCAGUUGAUGACUAAGGUGGCCUCCUUGGAGGAGCAACUAACUGCUUAUCAACGACAGCAGGCGGCUCUCCCGGCAGGCGGUGCAGCGGUUUUGGGUGGCUGCGAGCAGAUAUCUGCUUGUCAACGACAACAGGCAGCUCUCCCGCCAGGCGCUGCAGCGGUUUUGGGGGACUGUGAGCCAAUUCCAUCCCCUCAGACAGCGCCACCGAUGAAGGACCGGGGAGAUGCAAGUGGCGUUGUCCACUUGGACGGCCGGCAAUACAUGGAGGAGGAUAUUGCACGUAUGCACACGGGGCUAAGGUUCAUGCGCGGGCUGCCGCCAUUUUGUCCUCAAGGGUCUGCCAAUGAUGCCAUAACCCCGUCCCCUGCCACGGCGUGUCUUGGCCACAGUGGGGAGGCGGAAGGCGAUGCACGUGCGAUUAGAAAGUGUGUCGGUGGUGGCACUCUUGUGCCUCUAGUGGCCGAGGAUGACAAGUUUUAUACGGAUAAGGCGAACGAUGCUCCCAAUGAGGAGCAGCCCCUCCCUCCCCGUGACUUGGCGCACAUGACCGCAGUUGUGGACAGAGACCUGGUUCUCCAUAUGGGUCAGCAGUUCAAGGAUAUGAAUGCUUUUCGCGCAACAUUGGUGCGAUACGCUGUGGCCGGCAAUUUCGAGUUCGUGGCCAAAAAAUCCGAGAGGUCACGAUUCAGGGCCAUUUGCACAACCCCCGGGUGUGAUUGGUACAUCUCUGCUCGCGUUUACUGUGAUCGCGAGGGUGCGCCGGUCUGUGUCAACGUUCAUCGACCGCACUCUGAGUCUUGCACCGGUAUCACAAACGCCAAGUUGCGCAACUACCAUGUGGGGUACAAAUGGGUGGCUGGGAUAAUUGAAGGAAUGGUGCGAGAGAAUCCCACUGUGACACCUCAAGACAUCAGAGCAGAUGUUCAUCGCGCCACCUCGCAGAGCAUCACAUACGACAUGGCACACACAGCACUUGAGUAUGCCCUCCUGAAGAUCCGCGGUGAAAGCACUGCCGGAUUCAAACGAUUGCGCCCUGAUGGGCAGGAUGGUAUCAGUGGCCUGCCCCGACGCAAGAGGGGCCGACCUUGUAAGGUGCGUCCAGACGGCUCUCGUCCUCCGACGAGACAAAGGGUAAGGCGGCCGAGUCAUGUGAGAGGCGAUAACCCUAGCCACGGUGAUCAUGGUGCUCCGAGUCUUCUUCUAGGCAACAAUAUUCCCAAUGAUCUGUCCCGAGAGCAUGGUCCCUCUGGCAAGGAGGGGCCAGGUUGUGUUGGUUCAGUGGGCUGGCCAGGUGUUCCGCAUGCUGCACGCCCGUCAUCAGAUAAUUUGGGUGGUGCUGGCAAUGGUGGUGGGCAGGUAGGGGACGGUGGGCCUACCUGUUCGCUCCUUUCUCAUAGUACCAUUGCAGGGUCACAUCUGCAAGGUUCCGUCACUGGGCCUGCGUCAGAAAUUGCAGGUGGGAAGACACAUGGGCAGGCAGGUGGCCAGCCCACAGUAGCUCGGACGCACAACCAGCUGACAGGUGCACAGGCAGCUCGAGAGGGCCGCCGAGGAGGAGGACGUCCUAGGAGAGCGGUGCCUCAACCUUUGAGCCGCCCAGGAGAUGAAUUGAGAUCGUCGGCACAGGCCUUACAAUCGACAACCUCCAUCCAUGGGGAGGCAGCACAGCAGGAUCCUCUAGGGGAGGAGGAGGGUGUUUAUGCUGGCCGGGAGGGCCUUGAGGGCAGGUCUGCUGUUGUGCAGGAUGCAUGCCGCGGAGCACAUGUUUUGGACCAUGUUGGCAUCGCUGGUGAGCAGGCAGGAUCAGGUGCACAGGCAGCUCGACGGCGCCGGCCAGGAGGAGGACGUCCUAGGAGAGUGUUGCCUGAACAUUUGAGACGCCUAGGAUAUAGGAGACGAUCGUCUGCAAAGGCCAUACGAUCUGACACCUCCAUUCAUGGGGAGCCACCCCGACAGGAUCGUCUAGGCAAGGAGGGUGUUUGUGUUGGUCGCGAGGACCUAGGCAGUGGGUCUGGGUCUGCUGCUGUGCAAGAUGCACGCUGCGGAGCCCACAAUUUAACAGCUUCCGCCAAUGUUGGCGACGGCGGUGAACAGACAGGUUCACAUAGUGGUGUGUUGUGCCCUGGUAUUACAGCAGGUGGAGGGCGUGUGUGCCCAUCUCUUUCCCAAAGCAUUUUCACAGAGUCACCUGUGCAGGACAAGGCAGGUUGGCCUGCUCCACAUGUAAUGGGUGGAGAUGCAUGUGGGCACGCGGAUGCAAGGCCUGCUCCAGCAUGGACAGGUGCACAGACAAGUCGAGAGGAACUGCAUAGAGGACGUCCCAGGAGAAUGUUGCCCGAGCACUUGAGACGCCUUGCAGAUGCAAUUGAGGACGUCUUUUGUGGGGUCGCCUUUCAGGAUAGUGGAGGCGGCGGAGGCGCAACCGCUGGGGGGAUUAUCAGGUCAGUGUUCGCUGGUUGUGAAGGCGGCGAUGUUGCUGACAUUGUUUGCGGGAUAAACAAUGACGAAGUUGGUCCCGACUCCAAUGCAGACGGGCGAGCGGGGACUACGUGCCCAUCUCUUUCCCAAAGCAUUAUUGCUGAGUCACAUGCGCAGGACGAGGCACGUCAGCCUGCUCCCCAUAUUGUGGGUGCAGAGACUUGUGGGCCUGCAGAUUGCCACCCUACACCGGCAUGGACAGGUGCACAGAUGGCUCGAGAGGACCAGCAUGAAGGAUGUCCUAUCGGAGUGUUGCCUGAGCACUUGAGACGCUUUGCAGGUGCAACAGGAUCAUCUGUACAGGACAUACCUUCCACGGACACGGAUUUCAGGGCUGCUGAUGCUAUCGAGGAUGUCUUUUGUGGGGUCACCUUUCAGGAAGAUACUGGGGAUGGCGCAGGUGCUCCUCGUGGGAUUAUCACGCCAAAGUUCGCUGCUUGUGAGGGCGGUGGCAUUGCAGACAUUGUUUGCGGGAUAGCAAACGGUGAGGUUCGUCCCGACUCGAACGCAGAUGGGCGAGCAGAUAAGGAGGUGGGUGUCAUGGCUGUGGACCAAAGAGAUGGAGGCGGACAAAGGAUCCCAAUGGGAGGCCCGGUUCUCCACGAGGUGAGCCGGCGAGGACGUCCUCGCAAAGGACGUCCUCGGAAACUCGCACCCACUCCCCCGGCACCCGUCUCAGAUGCACGGGGUGCGCCGAUUGGAUCCCCGCAGAAUGGACACGAUUCCGAUCGCGAACAGACUUGCAUCCUGGUGCAGGGCAAUGACUUUUGCACGCCCUCAAUUGACGGGAGGCCUCGCAGGGCUGGCCGAUGCCAACGACCUCUGACGGCAGACCGCCCGAGCAUGUCCCAGUUCUUGUACUAUAUGUAACUGUGUAGUGACGGUCUUAUGCGAGAUGACAUACUGCAUUUCGACACCUUUUGUUGGAUGGGGGGGCAACAUUUAGAGCAGUGGAACAUACGGAAACCUUUUUGCGGGGGAGGUUUGGCCACUUUCCGUGGCAUGCUAGUGUGUGCAGACGAUCACCUUAGCUUUUCUCUGUUGAUGCCACUUUCCGUGGCAUGCUAGUGUGUGGAGACGAUCACCGUAGUUUUUUUCGCUGUUGACGGGCUGACGCAUCUUCAAACGCAAUCAGAUACUCUUGUAUCGAAUGGUUUGAGUAACUUCAGAGGCCCCUUUGGAUAUGUAGACAUUUUGUGUUUCGGUUGGGAGAGCUGCUGGAUGACAAGUUUGGUGGUGACGGGGAGGAAGUGGCAGGGAGGCUGGGUUCUGCAUAAGUGUCACACAUGGAUGUCUCUCAGAGAAGCCAAUGUGCCCCCGGCUUGUGUGCGGAACCUAAGUGACGUGCCACCACAUCUGACGCGACCUUCCCGAUUUUUGAUCAUAUGUAGACAUUUUGUGUGUCGGUUGGGAGAAGCUUCUGGAUGACAAGUUUGGUGAUGGUGGGGAGAGACUGGCAAGGUGGAAGUUCUGCGUACGUGUCACACAUGGAUGGCUUUCUUCUCUCAGAGAAGCCAGUGCCCCCGGCUUGUGCGGAACCUAAACGAGGGGUCAUCACAUCUGAUGCGAACUCCCGAUUUUUGUUAGCGCACAUACGAUCGC
Molecule: messenger RNA, 4380 nt
Organism: Chara braunii
Lineage: Eukaryota; Viridiplantae; Streptophyta; Charophyceae; Charales; Characeae
Source: the annotation of a GenBank genome assembly